AUGAGUUUCUCGUCCCUCAGUUCCGUUCCGGCAGCGGUUACAGUUAUUAUGAACCUCUUAUAUCUAUGUUUAGGCAAUGCAACCUACUUCAGAAAUUUCUCCACACCAGCGGCGUACGAUCCGUGUUACGACGAGGAUCGACCGCGCCGCUGCCUGCCGGACUUUGUGAACGCUGCAUUCGGUGUACCGAUCGUGGCCUCUUCGACGUGCGGCCAACGUGGCCCGGUACGGCUCUGCAGUGACAGCGGCGGUGGCGGUGGCCCCGGACGCCACUGUCUGCAGUGUGAUGCCGGGAGCGCCCGGAAGCGCUACCCACCGGGCGCCCUGACCGACGUCAACAACUCGGCCAACGUGACCUGCUGGCGAUCGGAACCGCUCCGAUCACCCACGUCCAUCAACGAUCCGCCCGACAACGUGACGCUCACGCUGUCGCUCGGCAAAAAGUUCGAGCUAACGUACGUGACGCUCACGUUCUGCCCCGGCACACCGAAACCGGACUCGAUCGCCAUCUACAAGAGCGUCGAUUAUGGGCGCACCUGGCAACCGUUUCAGUUCUACAGCUCGCAGUGCCGGCGUGUCUAUGGCCGGCCAAACCGGGCCAUGAUAACGCGUGCCAACGAGCAGGAAGCGCGCUGUACCGACGCGCACCGUCACCUGAGCGUCGGUGAGGGGGGCGCCGGGGCUGGUACCGGUGCCGGUGCCGGGGCCGCCACUGCCGGAACACCCGCCACGGCGCGCAUCGCGUUCAGUACGCUCGAGGGCCGGCCGUCGGCCGCCGAUUUUGACUCGUCGCCGGUACUGCAGGACUGGGUGACGGCGACCGAUGUGCGCGUCGUCUUUCACCGGACGACGCCUACGACGACGACCACCGUGAUCUCCAGGGCGAGCCCUAAGCAGAGCGGAGGACAGUCGGUGGCGGCGGCGGUGCCGCGGUUGGCCGGGAUGAACCGGCAACCGGCCACGCACUAUCAUCAUUACGCCGUGUCCGAUUUUGCCGUCGGUGGGCGGUGCAAGUGUAAUGGGCACGCGUCGCGCUGUCUGGCGGUGUCUGGGGGCCACGGUCGCGAUACCGAGCUGGCCUGCGACUGCAAGCAUAAUACGGCCGGCCGGGACUGUGAACGGUGCAAACCGUUCCACUUCGAUCGACCGUGGGGCCGCGGUACCGUCCGGGAUGCUAACGAGUGCAAAGUGUGUAACUGCAACGGGCACGCGCGCCGCUGCCGCUUCAACAUGGAGCUGUACAAGAUGUCGGGCCGGAUUUCGGGCGGGGUGUGCCUGAGCUGCCGGCACGCGACCACCGGUCGGCACUGCCAUUACUGUCGCGAGGGCUACUACCGGGACGCCACCAAACCCGUCACGCACCGGAAGGUGUGCAAAGCAUGCGAUUGCCAUCCGAUCGGUUCGUCCGGCAAGACGUGCAACCACACGACGGGCCAGUGCUCGUGCAAGGAUGGCGUUACCGGGUUGACGUGCAACCGGUGUGCCCGCGGAUACCAGCAGAGCCGUUCGCACAUCGCACCCUGCAUCAAGAUACCGCGGGUCAUCAGUAUGGUGCAUCCGCAGAAUACGGCCCCGGACGGUCAGCACGGUAACCACCACCAUCCGCACCAACAGUACCAUCAGGUGUCAGUGUCAUCGGCGUCGUCAUCGUCAUCGUCGUCCGGCGAUCCGGAUGUGCCCUCGUACCGCACGGACUCCGGCCGUGAGUGCGGAAAGUGCCGAAUCGGCACGCGGCGGCUCAACCUGAACAAGUUCUGCAAAAGGGAUUACGCAAUCAUGGUCAAGGUGAUCGGAAGGGACACGAAAGGGACCGCAACCGGAAAACAGACGCAGAGGACAAACAGCGGCGGCGGCAGCGGAACCGGCACCGGCAGCAGCAGCAGCAGCGCCGUCUACCAGCAACCGUACCACCACCAGCAUCAUCAUCGCGCCCAUCAGCAGCGGCCAGUGGUCGUGCCCGGGGAGAGCAACGCCGGCAGCGUGGUCAGGUUCAUCCUAAGCGUACAGAAGGUCUUCAAGCGAAGCCGCAACCCCGGCAACCUGCUGGCAAGGGUCAGCAGCAGCAGCGGCAGCAACGGAAACAGCGGCAACAAGUGGUCCACGGUACCGUUCGUCGUCAGCGCCCACGAGCUGGGUUGCCGGUGUCCGAAGCUGAAGCUCAAUAGAUCCUACCUGAUACUGGGGCGCGACUCGGAGGCAUCGACACCGGGGGCGCUCGGUGUGGGACCGCGUACGAUCAUCAUCGAGUGGCGCGACGAGUGGCACCGGCGGUUGCGCAAGUUCCAACGGCAAGCCCUCCGGACCUGCGACCGUACGGCCACGGUGUGAGUGCGAGGA
Messenger RNA from Anopheles darlingi, 2337 nucleotides. RefSeq names its product netrin-3-like. The transcript has 10 exons. The record is from RefSeq and is a predicted model, not a curated record. Gene Ontology annotation, molecular function: protein binding. NCBI's taxonomy places the organism in Eukaryota, Metazoa, Arthropoda, Insecta, Diptera, Culicidae. Bases 1 to 2328 code for a protein of 775 amino acids.